Messenger RNA from Podarcis muralis (Common wall lizard), 1409 nucleotides. RefSeq lists its product as uncharacterized. NCBI's taxonomy places the organism in Eukaryota, Metazoa, Chordata, Lepidosauria, Squamata, Lacertidae. Gene Ontology annotation, cellular component: low-density lipoprotein particle; very-low-density lipoprotein particle; extracellular vesicle. Gene Ontology annotation, biological process: cholesterol efflux; phospholipid efflux; acylglycerol homeostasis. Gene Ontology annotation, molecular function: phosphatidylcholine-sterol O-acyltransferase activator activity; phospholipid binding; cholesterol transfer activity. The record is from RefSeq and is a predicted model, not a curated record.
UGUGGAUCUAGUUGCUUGCUGAGGUGCAGGAGCAAAAGCUAGUGAAAAAGUGGGCAACGCUGUAGGAACUUGAUAACCUUUUAACUUUGUGCAAUGAAUUCCUAAACUUAAGGCCCGAACCCCCCUGGAAAAUACUACUAAUAUUCCGCCAUCCACCUUUUGGUUCUGGAGUCAAAUCCUUUUCUACAAUGACAUUCACACCCUUCACCCUGAGGAACCAGGAGAGCUUGCAAACACUGAAACAGAAGGGGUCCAAAGUUAAAGAGGUGCCUCCUCCUCGUUCGCAGAAAGCUGUCUGACGAAGGUGCAAGGCACACCUCUGUGGGAAGGGGGGGGGUUCCACAACUUAGGGGCUGCCCCAGAGAAUACCCUCUCCUGGGCCAUUGCCCACCCCCCGUGUUUUUGAGGGCAGGGUGAUGGGUAGUGAGAGGGAGAGAGGCCAGCGAGCCCUUCUCUUGCCAAACGGCUUUGGAGCCCCGAGUUAAUGAGUGACAGGGUCAGAGUGGUCAGCCUGCCCUGCCACCCCAUAAAUGGAUGCCUUUCCUCUCUUUUCUGACAUUCCCCAUUAUUCUGCCUUUCCAGUGCCUCCCUGGGACCAUUGCACCAUGAAGCUUCUUGCUGUUUUCCUCAGCUUAGCCGCCAUCAUAGGUUCUGCUUCAAGCGAUGAACCUGUCAGCACCGUCCUGACUUGGAAGCAGAUCCUCAGCCCCUUUGAAAGUUUCAAGCUACCCGAAGAGAUCAGCACCCAGGCCACCGACAAAUUCAACAGAGUCCAAAGCCACCUGGCGGAACUGAAGGACCAACUUCUGCCGGCCCUCCAAAAGGUGACGGAGGACCUACAGGAGCUGAAUCGGAAGAUGCAACCUUUCGCAGAAGCUCUGGACGAGAAGUUGCGGAGUGGCAUCACCAAAGUACAGGAGCGCGUAGCCCCUUACACCGAGAAGCUGCAGGAGCAGGCAGAGCAACGGAUGGAGACCUUGCAGCAGACCCUGGCCUCUGGCAGGGAGAAGCUGACACAGAACGUGGAGGUUAUUCGAGCCCAGCUGGAGCCUCUUGUGGACGACAUGAAGGCCAAAAUCCAACAGCAGACCCAGGAGCUCCGCCCCGUCAUCCAGCGACUUCACGGCAAUCUCAGGCAGACCUACAAAAGCUUGCAAGACUGCGCUGAAGACUUCCCGGGUUGCCUGGCCAAGUUUAUGCUGCCGCCCGAGUGAGAACCUGGUCUAGUAACCAAGGGGUGAGCAGCAGGAUAAGGAUGGAUGGAGUCUGGCUUUUGUGCUGGAAAUUCUCAGACAGGCGCCUAGCAAAGGAUGAAGCUGCUGAAGAGCCACACUCUCCCUGACACAACGACUCCUUAUGCCUGUAAACAUUCCCUUAAUGAAGCAUUAAAAGACCUAGCCUUCAAUUAC